AUGUGGGAAGUUUUCAAGCAAGUGAAGAUUAACUUGCCCCUCUUGGAUGCUAUCAAGCAAAUCCCUCCCUAUGCAAAAUUUCUCAAAGAUUUGUGCACUCAAAAGUGCACUUCUAAAAAUCAUUUGCCAAAAAAAGUGAGGUUGACUGAAAAUGUUAGUGCUAUCAUUCAGCACAGCACUCCCCCGAAGUAUAAGGAUCCGGGUGCCCCCACAAUCUCGUGCGUCAUUGGUGACAGCAAAAUCGAGAGGGCCCUCCUUGACUUAGGAGCUAGUGUGAAUUUAAUUCCAUACUCGGUCUACCUACAACUUGGUUUAGGAGAUCUUAAGCCGACUUCCGUGGUUUUGCAACUUGCCGAUAGAUCGGUCAAGCAUCCACGAGGUAUUCUCGAGGACGUUAUCAUCAAAGUGGACAAAUUCUACUUCCCGGUAGAUUUUGUGGUUCUUGAUACGGAAUCGGUCCAUGACCCAAAAAAACACAUUCCCGUGAUCCUUGGUAGGCCAUUUUUAGCCACGGUUAAUGCAUCAAUUAAUUGCCGAACCGGGGUGAUGGACAUUGCUUUUGGAAACAUGCAAGUCAAACUCCACAUCUUUCAUGCAACUCAACAUCCCUCCAAUGAGGAUGAUUGUUUUCUUGUGGAUGUCAUCGAUGAAGUGGUCGAAGAAUCUCUCCCCUUCAUCCUAAGCAAAGAUCCCCUUGAAACUUGCAUGUCCCAUUUUGACUUCUCAAACUUUGAUGUUGAUCAAGCCAUUCAAGAAGUCAAUUCCUUUCUUGAUAUUAAUGCUAUCAUGGAUGUACCUCCUUGGAAAAUUCCAAAAGAACCACUUCCCCAACAUUCCACCACUCCUCCGGUCCCAUCAUUGUUAUUUCCGCCACAACUUGAGCUUAAGCCGCUCCCGGCCCAUCUCAAGUAUGUGUUCCUUGGUCCAAAGCAAACCCUUCCGGUCAUUAUUGCCUCGGACCUUCGAAAAGACCAAGAGGGCAAAAUUCCAGCUCAUUGGUCCAAACAAGAGAGGGACCGGUUUUUCUCCCAAGUUAAGCAUUUCUUUUGGGAAGAUCCGGAACUAUUCAAGUAUUGCCCGGACCAAAUCAUCCGGCGAUGUAUUCCUGAAACCGAGGCUUACCGGACAGCUUAUAAGACACCCAUUGGCAUGUCACCAUAUCGACUUGUCUUUGGCAAAGCAUGUCAUCUCCCGGUAGAAUUAGAGCACCGUGCUUAUUGGGCCAUAAAAAGGUUCAAUUUUUCACUUGUUCUUUCAGUGCCAAUUUGUCAAGCCCUUGUGGGCAUUUCUUCAAGCACGCUGCGGCUUUCAUAUUCAACCAUCCUCAUGGCCAGAGCUGAUCAAUUGGGCAGCACAUCACUGGAAGGGAAACUCGAAUUACAAUAG
Molecule: messenger RNA, 1386 nt
Organism: Cornus florida
Lineage: Eukaryota; Viridiplantae; Streptophyta; Magnoliopsida; Cornales; Cornaceae
Exons: 4
Coding region: 1-1386 (461 amino acids)
Source: RefSeq, a predicted model, not a curated record